GCGGCACUCGCGGGGCCGUGCCAGCGCUCACGAACGGGCCCGGCGGCUCCGGCAGGGGCAGGAAAGAACCUCCCGGCCGCCUUUACCCCCUCCUUUUCCCCUCUUUUUGUCCCUCGGGUCUACAGGCGAGGACGCGGCUGUCACCGCGCUGCGGUGCGAGAAGGACGAGUCCGCCCGGGGAUCCGCGGCGAGCAGCGGAGAUUUGGGUGUGCGGGUAUUUGCUCGGUGUCUGCCACCUUUGUUUCUCCUCCUCUAGGCAGUGGGGUUUUAUUGGUGCCCAAGUGUCGGUGGCACGGAUCCUUGUGGGCAGCCGGAGUAGGAAAGCGCAGCUGCCUGAGCUGAUGCUGGAUCCAAGGAGUUCAUUGAUGGCCGGAGAGCGGGAAAGGCCUCAGCGAUGGAGCGGGGAGUGUUGGUAGCAAACAGGCUUUGGGCCGAGUCAGCGCUGUCCCCGCGGUGCGGCCGGAUCCUCCCCGGGCUGGAGCAGCGCCUCGCCGUCCCCGCCGUGGUGAGCUCCGUGACUUCCCGGCCCUACGCGGCGGCAGCAGCCAAAACUGCCAAAAAGGAUGACAAGAGGAGCAGACAGGUGAAGGAGAAGGAGAAGGUGAAGGAGAAGCCCCGCCCUCGGAGGCGGCCGCUGAUGAGCAAGCCCGUGGACGAUGUGUACCUGACGUGGCUCUACAGGAGACCCUCCUACGGGCUGGAACAGGCCGUGGCCAUGCUCAAGAGGUUCCAGGAGCUGGACUUCACCCACCCCAAGCAGUUUGUGUACAUCAAUGUGUUCCUGGACAUGGCGCUGCAGAAGAAGAAAAAAGUGGAGCCUUUUUCCAGUGGUGUCACUCUUCCCCAUCGCUUUACGGAUGAGGUGAACAAGGUUUUGGUGUUCACAGAGAAUGAGCAAGAAGCUGAGGUAGCUCGGGAGCACGGGGCUGCCAUCGUGGGAGGAGUUGAAUUAAUCAAAUGGAUCCUGGAGGAUGAAAUCCAGGCUGAUUUCUACGUGGCUGUCCCUGCCAUAAUACCCAAGUUAAUCCCCCUGAGGAACAAACUGAAGAAGAAGUACCCCAGCACCAGGAAAAAUUCCCUGGGCAGUGACAUUCCCAAAAUGGUGCAGUUCUUCAGAGAAUGCCACCAGUACACAGUAGAGGAUGAGAGUGUCAUCAAGACAAGAAUAGCCAGACUGGAUAUGCCCACUGAGCACAUAAUUGCCAACCUGAAAACAAUUAUCCAUGAUAUCUGCACCUUCAAGCCGUCCAAUUUGGAUCCCAUUGUGCAGAGGUUGGUUAUCAGAUCCUCCACCAGCGAGGGUUUGCAGCUGAACCUCGAUGGAAUCCUACCUCAAGUGGAGAAGGUAGAAGAAAAAGAGGAAGAAAAUGCAGGUGAUGAGGAUCAACAAAAACCUGCCCAAGAAUCUGUUAGUACCUGAUGUCUUUUCCUUGUGGACCUGGUGGUCGAGCUCGGGAAGUGAACGGUGUCAUUCAAAUCAUGCUCUCUGAGAACAAAAAAUAAAUGCAACGUGUGGAUUUCA
Taeniopygia guttata (zebra finch) is the source of this 1522-nucleotide messenger RNA. NCBI's taxonomy places the organism in Eukaryota, Metazoa, Chordata, Aves, Passeriformes, Estrildidae. The record is from RefSeq and is a predicted model, not a curated record.